AUGGCUGCAGGAUUGAAAAGCUCCAAUUCCAACACUGAGACGGCGCCAUCAGUAAUGAAAUUGGUCGACAUUGACCCUGAUGGUGAUCUCCGAAUAGAUGCAACCGCAAAUCCUUGCGACCGCUACAGAUUUCGCGUCUGCUCCAAUACCCUUCGUCGACAGUCGCCGGUUUGGAAACAGAUGCUGUUUGGCCCGUGGAAGGAAGCCAGACCUACGGACGGAUCCGCAUGGCUUGUCGAGUUUCCCGAUGACCCUGCCGACCCAUUACACAUCUUACUUUCCAUCAUACACGCCAAAUUCGAGCCUGUCCCGCCUCAUCCAACUGUCUCCAGGAUCCACAGUAUCUUGAUCUUGGCUCACAAAUACGAUAUUACCAGUAUUGCGAGGCCGUGGUGUUCCCAGUGGCUACAAGUUGCUAGCGAACUCAACCCUCCAGCGGCAAAAGUGGUUGAGUCCUUGUACAUCGCAUGGGAAUUAGGCGACGAACACCUCUUCGCUUUGAGACUUGAACAGAUCUCCUUACAGGCUCGAAUCGACUCAGAGGGCCGCUUAGUAUAUGGUGAAAAUAUUGUCCUCGAAGAUGAGAUUCAUCUCGGUCCGCAUGAUGCAUUGGACUAUUUCCGAGAUACGUACGGCUUUACUUAA
Molecule: messenger RNA, 645 nt
Organism: Neurospora hispaniola
Lineage: Eukaryota; Fungi; Ascomycota; Sordariomycetes; Sordariales; Sordariaceae
Exons: 2
Coding region: 1-645 (214 amino acids)
Source: RefSeq, a predicted model, not a curated record